CACAAAAUCAACAUGACACUUUUUGAAUAAUUAGGAGGAGAAGCCGCAGUCACAGCAGUCACAACAUAAUUCUAUGCCAACAUCCAAGCUGAUGCAACAGUUGCCAAUUUCUUCAAUGGAAUCAAUAUGGCUGACUAAACAAACAAGACAGCUUCAUUUUUAUGUGCUGCCCUCGGAGGACCAAAGGCUUGGGGAGGAAGAAACUUAAAAGAAGUCCAUGCCAACAUGGGAGUCACAAACGCCCAAUUCACCACCGUCAUUGGACAUUUGAGAAGUGCCUUGACCUCAGCUGGUGUCGCUGCUGCCUUGGUUGAGUAAACUGUCGCUGUUGCUGAAACAGUCAGAGGAGACGUUGUCACAGCCUGAUUAAUAUUAAUUAUCAAGCACACAUAUCCAACAGCAUCUCUAUUCAA
Molecule: messenger RNA, 413 nt
Organism: Paramecium tetraurelia
Lineage: Eukaryota; Ciliophora; Oligohymenophorea; Peniculida; Parameciidae
Exons: 2
Biological process (GO): oxygen transport
Molecular function (GO): oxygen binding; heme binding
Source: RefSeq, a predicted model, not a curated record